This is a messenger RNA of Pseudoliparis swirei, 3485 nucleotides long. RefSeq names its product gastrula zinc finger protein XlCGF57.1-like. The coding region runs from base 927 to 2303 and encodes 458 amino acids. Lineage: Eukaryota; Metazoa; Chordata; Actinopteri; Perciformes; Liparidae. Gene Ontology annotation, biological process: negative regulation of transcription by RNA polymerase II; central nervous system development; regulation of cytokine production. Gene Ontology annotation, molecular function: DNA-binding transcription factor activity, RNA polymerase II-specific; RNA polymerase II cis-regulatory region sequence-specific DNA binding. The transcript is spliced from 2 exons. The record is from RefSeq and is a predicted model, not a curated record. Gene Ontology annotation, cellular component: nucleus.
CACAGUGAAAAACAGCCUGGGGUCAAAUUGACCCCAAAGAACACCGACAUUAAACAUUGAAUGGGGUCAAAUUGACCCGAAAGGUAACAGGAGGGUUAAACAUUCUGUUUAGGAUGAAGAUGUAUUAAUGUUCCAUCUGGAAGAAAACUGCUAAAUAACUGCUGAGUUGCAGCACCAUUGUAUAGAAGAAUGUAUAAAUGUAUAUAUCCGUCUUUUGUCAUAAAUCUCUAUGUUCUCACAAAAUAUACCGAAAAUAUCGGUAAUAUGUGAUUAAUCAUGAUUAAUCCACAAAAACCUGUGAUUAACCCGAUUAAAAAUGUUAAUCGUUUCACAGCCCUAAUAUAUAUGUAUUAUAUAUAUGUAUUUUAUAUAUAUACACAUAUGUGUAUGUAUAUAUAUAUAUAUGUAUAUAUUAGGGCUGUCAGCAUUAACGCGUUAAUCUAUGCUAUUAUUUUGGCCGCGAUUAACGCACUAAAAUAUUUUAGCGCAGCUUUGUUUACUUCGGGUGACGCGGGCGGAAAGUACUCGUCACACGAAACCGUCGCCAUGGUUGUCAAUCCGUUUGUCUGUCAACAUUUUGCAAAAAAAACAACCAAUGAACACUCAGUAAAUCACAAGGACCUCCCACCUCCCAGGUGAGGCUCAUUAACAACCUGUCAGUCAGAAGCCAGAGAACACGAGGAGGAGCCGCAGAGCCACGAGGAGGAACACGCAGCCAGAAGAGAUCCACCUGAACCGGGUAAGAGUCUCCACCAAACGUCACGUGUCCGGUACGUGUCACGGUGCUGACUAGUCUUGUAUUUUACAGAGAGGAUUCACCAGCGCCUGCAGCUCCACCUGCAGCUCCACCUGCAACUCCACCUGCAGGCCAGCCUCGAGGUCUCGUGCCCCGGAGGACCACCAGCAUGACACGAUGACGUAAUGUCAUGCUGGUGAAGCCAUAUUAUGUCCAGCAUCUGUCGGAGAAUAAAGAGCAGAAGGACUGGCGCUCCAAUCUGGACCAGCAGGAUCCAGUGCUCUCACACAUUAAAGAGGACCAGGAGGACCCAGAGCCCACAUACAUUAAAGAGGAACAGGAGGACCUCUGGACCAAUCAGGAGGGAGAGCAGCUUGUAGGUCUGGAGGAGGCUGGUAUCAGGUUCUCAUUCUCUCCUGUGAAGAGUGAAGAUGAUGAAGAGGAAGCUCAGUCCUCUCAUCUUCAUCAAAGACUAACUGAACACAUGGAAACGGAAGCUGAUGAGGACUACAGAGGACCAGAACCAGACAGGAAGUCAGAUCCAGAACCCGAUCCAGACAGGAACUCGGAUCCACAUUUACAACCAGUUAAUAAAGACGAUUUUUCGGACUCUUCUGAAACCGAUGACUCUGAUUGGUCACAAACCAACGAAGCCCGGUUCGGCGUCGAGGCUCAGAAAGACAACGGAGUCUCUGAUAGCAAUAUCGGCUCUUCAGCGAAAGAGAGACCGUUUCCAUGCUCUUAUUGUGGGAAAAGUUUCAGCUUGAAGGGCAAUUUGAACCGACACGUCAGAGACCACACGGGCGAGAGGCCGUUCCCGUGUACCGGCUGUGAUAAAAGUUUCAAAGACAGCGGCUCGCUUACAGCUCACAUGCGGUGUCACACCGGCGAGCAGCCAUACAGCUGCUUGUUCUGUCGGAAGAACUUCAGCGGGCAAGGAAACAUGACCCGGCACAUGAGGAUCCACACCGGAGAGAAACCCUUCACCUGCUCAGUGUGCAGUAAAAGCUUCCACGUGAAGGAACACCUCAACCGACACAUGAAGUAUCACACGGGGGAGAAACCCUUCCGCUGCUCCAUUUGUGGCAAAGGGUGUGCUCAGAAAACCGACCUGAAGAAACACAUGAGGGUCCACACGGGAGAAAAACCCUUCAGCUGUCCCUUCUGUGAGAAGUGUUGUGCUGAAAAAGGAGACUUGACCAAACACAUGAGAGUUCACACGGGAGAGAAACCCUUCAGCUGCAACGUGUGCGGGAAAUGUUGUGCCCAGAAGGGGAGCCUGAAGAUCCACAUGAGGGUCCACACAGGAGAGAAACCGUUUCGCUGCUCUGUCUGCGGCAAAUGUUUCACUGUGACGGGACAUUUGAAGAGACACAUGAAGCUCCACGCGGCCGAUGGUGGUGGAGGCGGAGCCGAUGGUGGUGGUGGAGGCGGAGCCGAUGGUGGUGGUGGAGGCGGUGCCGGUGGUGGUGGGGGAGCUGAAGCAAAUUCACAUUCAGCCAAAGAACCACAGGAAGUUAAACCUGAACGCAUGAUGGAUUUAAAUUAUUUAGAACACAACAUGUGAUGUGGCAUUCUGAGACCAGAUCACAAGUCGAGUCCAGUACCUCAAUGCUGACAGUCACAUGUUCUGUUUCUAGACCUGAAGCCAAGACUGUCAGAACCCAUCAGGGCCCGGUUAGGAUGUGGAACCGGUUCUGAUACAAAGGAGAGCUCUUGGUACCCAGUAAGAAGUGCUGACGGUUGUGUUUCUGAGGAGGUUCAUGCCGACAUGAACUCAGUCAUGGUUUAAGGAUCCGACCCCCAUCAGAGCUGAAACACAGGCUCUUGUAGCCAGCGGAGCUUUGCAUUGUGGGAUGUGGGACUUCUGGAGCUGGAUAUCUUCUUGAUCAAACCUCGUCUUUUAAAAUAAUUCAUGAAACCAACAGAGACUGGGUUCUUUUACUCUGUUAUCUUUAAUUGUGAUUUCCAUUAAAACCAAAUUCAAAGAAUUCACAAUAAUCGAUUGUAUAUAUAAUAUAACUAAUAUAUGUAUUUCCGUAUAUUAAUCUGUUUGAGUUAAACAGCUCAUAAUUUAUCUCUAAUAUCUAUUUUCUAUCAGUGUCCUUUAUUUGAUCAUUUCUUACCAUUUCAUUUUGUAAUUUUACAAGUCUACAUUGGACAUGUUUUGUAUAAUUACAGCGUUAGAAUUUACUUCAGCGUAAGUAGAGCUUGAACUCACCAUAUUGGAACUGAAUGUAACCUUCGUUAGCUGGUUACUUUUAUUAUUCUGAACAUAAUGGGAAUACAUGACAAAAAGUUUCUCUGCAAACUACAACGAGCUAACUACAACGAUCUAACCAUAUGUAGCUAACCAUAAGUAGCUUACCAUGACAGUCUAACCACAACUAGUUAAACCUAACUUGCUAACCAUAUUUAGCUAGUUAGCGUAACUAGUUAAACAUGCCAGCGUUAGCUCUCCUACAUAUUUCUACAGAUUAUUGUUCAUGUAAGAUUUCCAGGAUCAGAUAUCAGAACAAAUUUAUGCUGAUCUUCUAUUGUGACUGAAUAUUUAUUUAUUAUUCAUUUGAUGUUGACGUGGUCCAUUGAUCCGUUUAUUGAUCUGUUAUCUGCAUCGAAGUGUGUUCGAAAUAACAAUAACAUGUUCUCCUGUUCUAGAGAUGGACCAAUCAAAUGUCGUUAUUUAUAUGAUAUAUAUAUAUAUAUCAAACAAAAUUUAAAUAACAUUAAAAGUUUAUUUCAACCUGAA